Molecule: messenger RNA, 1849 nt
Organism: Sitodiplosis mosellana (orange wheat blossom midge)
Lineage: Eukaryota; Metazoa; Arthropoda; Insecta; Diptera; Cecidomyiidae
Gene: Uxs
Product: UDP-glucuronic acid decarboxylase 1
Exons: 6
Coding region: 139-1578 (479 amino acids)
Biological process (GO): D-xylose metabolic process
Cellular component (GO): cytoplasm
Molecular function (GO): NAD+ binding; UDP-glucuronate decarboxylase activity
Source: RefSeq, a predicted model, not a curated record
AAUGAACUGGACGGGCGGUCAAAACUGGAUAGAUCCAAAAACAAAGAACAACACUUAGCACCUAUUAACGUUGUGAAUAGCAAAAAUUCAGUUUAAUUUAGUUUAUUCUGCUUACACAUUACAAAAUGUCCAAGUAGCAUGAAGGUUAUCUUUUCGAAGCGCAAAAUGAAACAUUUUCUUAUUUUUGGCAUAAUCAUUAUUUUAGUUUUUUGUUUAUACAAGUCGUUGGUGAGUGAGGAGCUUAUUUAUAGUUUUGAUUCAAACAAAUACUCAUCCUUAUUAUCAAGUAAGCAGCAAAGAGCCGCUUUAAAAAGUUUUCACGCCAACAAUGAUGAUGUUGUUGACGGUGAGCUCGCAUCCAGCUACAAUGAAUUGAAUGAUGCUCGUCAACAGCUUGAAUUGAAGAUUCGACAGCUUGAAAUGAAGAUUCAAUCGUUGGAAAAUCGUGUCGCAAAGAAAUACCCAGACGUUUUGUUUCUCAAUUAUAAAAAUCGUAAACGAAUUUUGAUAACGGGCGGUGCUGGUUUUGUUGGUUCACAUUUGGUGGAUCGCCUGAUGAUGCAAGGUCAUGAAAUUAUUGUGGCUGAUAACUUUUUCACUGGACGUAAACGAAAUGUGGAACACUGGCUCGGUCACGAAAAUUUCGAACUCAUCCAUCAUGACAUUGUGAAUCCGUUAUUCAUCGAAGUCGACGAAAUUUAUCAUUUAGCCAGUCCAGCUUCCCCACCUCAUUACAUGUACAAUCCCGUGAAAACGAUCAAAACGAAUACCGUUGGCACGAUAAAUGUGCUUGGCCUAGCGAAACGUGUUGGAGCCAAGGUGUUGAUUGCCAGCACAUCGGAAGUCUAUGGUGAUCCAACAGUUCAUCCGCAACCCGAGUCAUACUGGGGCCAUGUAAAUCCAAUUGGCCCACGUGCUUGUUACGAUGAGGGAAAACGAGUCUCGGAAACUCUGAGCUAUGCUUAUGCCAAACAGGAGAAUGUCAACGUUCGUGUGGCUCGAAUUUUCAACACAUACGGACCAAGGAUGCACAUGAACGAUGGACGAGUCGUUUCCAAUUUUAUACUACAAGCACUACAAAAUCAAUCCAUUACGAUUUAUGGCAAUGGAAAACAAACACGGUCUUUUCAAUACAUAUCCGAUUUGAUUGACGGACUGGUCGCCUUGAUGGGUUCCAAUUAUACGCAACCAGUUAACAUUGGCAAUCCCGUUGAACACACAAUUGAAGAAUUUGCGGUGAUAAUCCGAGACUUGGUUGGCGGUGAAACUAGUAAAACUGAAACGAUGCCAGCUGUCGAAGAUGAUCCCCAGCGUCGUAAACCAGAUAUAUCACGCGCUAAAAAGUUUCUGAACUGGGAGCCUCGAGUACCACUGAAAGUUGGACUAGAGAAAACCAUUGAAUACUUCCGGAAAGAGUUAGAGCGAUCGAAUCAUUCGAACCGCAAUGUGUAUGUACCGAAACGGGACCAUCAAACGCGGGCGUCAAGUAAAAGUGUACCAAAAGAUUCAAACAUCAAUGCACCACCACCGAUCACAGAAGAUGAGCUCAAAGUGCCGGAUGUAAAUCUCCGCACAUGAAAAAAAUGACACACUUCCAGUAUAUGAAUGAGAUAUUGAAAAUUAGUGAAUAACACACAGUAUAUGUAGAAUGAUGUCUAGUCUCCAUUUAUUAAUAAUAAUAAUGAUUAGAUCAAUUAUAUAUAUAUAAAUAAACAGUCUGAAGAUUGUUAAAGUGGUUCGAAGAUUUGAUUUUUUUCUUGUGAUGUUCUGACCUUUUUUUGAAAAUAUCUUUACUGUUUUUUAAAACGCUCUGAAUAAAAAGAAAAAGUAGUCGGAGGAUAAAAACAAA